Messenger RNA from Sphaerodactylus townsendi, 6788 nucleotides. It is a transcript of the gene DGKD, whose product is annotated as diacylglycerol kinase delta. Gene Ontology annotation, molecular function: protein homodimerization activity; protein heterodimerization activity; ATP-dependent diacylglycerol kinase activity. NCBI's taxonomy places the organism in Eukaryota, Metazoa, Chordata, Lepidosauria, Squamata, Sphaerodactylidae. The transcript is spliced from 30 exons. Bases 18 to 3686 code for a protein of 1222 amino acids. The record is from RefSeq and is a predicted model, not a curated record. Gene Ontology annotation, biological process: lipid phosphorylation; intracellular signal transduction; diacylglycerol metabolic process.
GCGCCUGACGGUGCAGCAUGGCGGCGGCGGGUCCCUCGCAGCCUCAGGCCGGGGCCGCCGCCGCUGUACCCGCUGCUUCCACGGUGGCGACGGAAGAGUCGUCGGAUAGCGAGCCUGAGCAGGAGCCCGGCUCCCCGCAGAAACUUAUUCGCAAGGUGUCCACGUCUGGCCAGAUCCGCCAGAAGACGGUCAUAAAAGAGGGCAUGCUGAUGAAACAGACAAGCUCAUUCCAGCGCUGGAAGAGACGAUACUUCAAGUUGCGAGGGCGCACUCUGUACUACGCAAAAACAGCAAAGUCAAUCAUUUUUGAUGAGGUGGAUUUGACAGACGCCAGCGUGGCAGAAUCCAGCACUAAAAAUGUCAACAACAGCUUCACGGUUAUUACUCCAUGUCGGAAGCUUAUCCUGUGUGCUGACAACAGAAAAGAAAUGGAAGACUGGAUUGCAGUACUGAAGACUGUACAAAAUCGGGAACAUUUUGAAUCUACCCAGUAUAGUAUGGACCAUUUCUCAGGGAUGCAUAACUGGUACGCCUGUUCACAUGCCCGGCCAACAUACUGCAAUGUGUGUCGAGAGGCAUUAUCUGGGGUUACGUCUCAUGGACUGUCCUGUGAAGUGUGCAAAUUUAAAGCCCACAAGCGAUGUGCUGUACGGGCAACCAACAACUGCAAAUGGACAACGCUAGCAUCUAUUGGAAAGGAUAUCAUUGAGGAUGAAGAUGGGAUUUCAAUGCCACACCAAUGGCUUGAAGGAAAUCUCCCUGUGAGUGCCAAAUGCACAGUUUGUGAUAAAACUUGUGGCAGUGUUCUGCGCUUGCAAGACUGGCGUUGCCUCUGGUGCAAAGCCAUGGUACACACCUCAUGUAGAGAGUUGUUACCAACCAAGUGCCCACUUGGACUGUGUAAGGUGUCUGUCAUCCCCCCUACUGCUCUCAACAGCAUUGAUUCAGAUGGUUUCUGGAAAGCCACUUGUCCCCCUUCUUGCACAAGUCCUUUGCUGGUCUUUGUCAACUCAAAAAGCGGAGACAACCAGGGUGUAAAAUUUCUACGAAGAUUCAAACAACUGCUGAAUCCUGCACAGGUUUUUGAUCUCAUGAAUGGAGGACCUCACCUCGGUUUACGUUUAUUCCAGAAGUUCGACACAUUCCGAAUUCUGGUGUGUGGUGGGGAUGGAAGCGUUGGGUGGGUUCUCUCUGAAAUUGACAGCCUCAGUCUCCACAAGCAGUGUCAGUUGGGAGUAUUACCUCUUGGCACAGGCAAUGACCUUGCUCGUGUUCUGGGCUGGGGAUCUGCUUGUGAUGAUGACACCCAACUCCCACAGAUACUGGAAAAGCUUGAAAGAGCCAGUACCAAAAUGCUUGACAGGUGGAGCAUCAUGGUGUAUGAAACAAAACUCACUCGUCAAGCAUCUGCUUCUACAGUUGCUGAAGAUUUCAGUGAAGACUCUGAGGUGCAGCAGAUUCUCUUCUAUGAAGAUUCUGUAGCUGCUCAUUUAUCCAAAAUCUUGACAUCUGACCAACAUUCAGUGGUCAUCUCAUCAGCUAAGGUUCUCUGUGAGACUGUGAAAGAUUUUGUGGCUCGGGUAGGGAAGGCCUACGAGAAAGCAACGGAAAGUUCUGAGGAGUCAGAAGUUAUGGCCAGAAAGUGUUCUGUUUUGAAAGAGAAGCUGGACUCCCUUUUGAAGACUUUGAAUGAAGAAUCUCAAGCGUCAACUUCUCUACCAAACCCACCUCCUACCAUUGCUGAAGAGUCAGAAGAUGGUGAAGGUACUGGCAGUGUCUGUGAUUCCUCUAGUGAACGUUCCAUGGGAUCAUCAUGCACUGCCCGUCCUCAAAUAUUCAGGCCACGUGAGCAGUUAAUGCUGAGAGCAAAUAGUCUGAAAAAAGCCAUUCGUCAGAUUAUAGAACAUGCGGAAAAAGCUGUAGAUGAACAGAAUGCUCAAACCCAAGAACAACAGAGUUUUAUCCUGGGCCUCUCCACCUCUGAAGAAGGGAAGGAGCUGAGAAAUGAGAAUAAAAUCUCUUUGCAGUCUCCACACGCUGGCAACUAUGGAUUUCCAAAAGGGAGGAGCCAUCGGAAAGUGAUCAAGUCUCCUUGUGAAAGAUUAAUAAGUAAAGGAGGUUUAUCAGUGGGAAGCUCUGCCUCUCUUCCUGUCCAGGCAGGUACCCGGGACAAUCUGCCAAUGCUGAAUGCAAAGAUCCUCUACCCCAAUAUUCGUGCUGGAGCAUCUGGCUCUUUACCUGGAGGAUCUGUCAUCAGCCGGUUGUUGAUCAAUGCAGAUCCAUUUAACUCUGAACCUGAAAAUCUUGACUGUUAUGUGGAGAAAUGUGUAAUGAACAAUUACUUUGGAAUUGGAUUGGAUGCAAAAAUCUCUUUGGACUUCAACAACAAGCGUGAUGAACAUCCAGAAAAGUGCAGAAGUCGUACAAAGAACAUGAUGUGGUAUGGUGUACUUGGGACUAAGGAGUUGCUUCACAGAACUUACAAGAACUUGGAACAGAAAGUUUUGCUAGAGUGUGAUGGGCGCCCAAUCCCUUUGCCUAGUCUUCAAGGAAUUGCUGUCCUCAACAUCCCCAGUUACGCUGGAGGGACCAACUUCUGGGGAGGCACCAAAGAAGAUGAUACGUUUACAGCUCCAUCUUUUGAUGACAAGAUUCUUGAAGUGGUAGCAGUGUUUGGUAGUAUGCAAAUGGCCGUCUCGCGUGUAAUUAACCUUCAGCAUCAUCGGAUUGCUCAGUGCCGGACAGUGAAGAUUGCAAUCCUGGGAGAUGAGGGAGUCCCUGUGCAAGUUGAUGGGGAGGCCUGGAUCCAACCACCAGGAUAUAUUUGGAUCGUGCAUAAAAACAGAGCACAGACAUUAACCCGUGAUAGGGCAUUUGAGAACACCCUGAAGUCCUGGGAGGACAAACAAAAAUGUGAGCUGCCCAGACCUCCCUCUUUCUCACUGCACCCAGAAACUAUAUCUGAAGAAGAGUCUACUCAGAUCAAUCAGUUCUGCCGAGCAGCAGGAGCUCUAAUUCACAGCAUUCGAGAAAUAGCUCAGUCAUACCAGGACAUGGAACAAGAACUUGCUCACUCGGUCAAUGCUAGUUCCAAAUCUAUGGACCAAGUGUAUGCCAGAUCCAAGUCUGCAGAGGGCCUAAAUUGCAACCUCGUCGUGGAAAUGAUGAAUAAUGUUAAAGCCUUGCAUAAUGAGACAGAACUCCUCCUGGCUGGCAAAAUGGCUCUGCAGCUGGAUCUUCCACAGAAAGAACAGCUUCUAGCAGCCCUGACAGAAAUGGAUUUUCAUAUGAGGAAGUUAGCAGAUAUUCCUUGGCUGUGGCAGUUCAUGGAGCCCAGUGAUGAAGAGAACCAGAUGUUGGACUAUUCAAAACGUAGUCGGAGUGGCAAAUUUCGUCUGGUGACAAAGUUUAAAAAGGAAAAGAACAACAAAAACAAGGAGACUCAUAGUAGUCUGGGAUUGCCGGUUCACCUCUGGGGAACGGAGGAGGUUGCGGCCUGGCUUGAGCAUCUGAGUCUUUGUGAGUAUAAGGAUAUCUUCAUCCGGCAUGACAUCCGGGGCUCUGAGCUCCUGCAUCUCGAACGGAGAGACCUCAAGGAUCUCGGGGUGACCAAAGUGGGCCAUAUGAAGAGGAUAUUGCAUGGGAUCAAGGAACUGAGCAGGAGUAUUCCUGUCGGCGAGGCUUGACUUCUGCUUUCAGAGCCUGCAUCUACCACUCCCGCUGACGUCUGCAAAACGAACACUUCAAAAAGCAGAUUUUCUUAGAAUUGUUUGUAUGGACCAGCCAAACACCAGUGUUCAGAGCUCGUAUCUAACAUCAUGGUGCUACCUUUCCGUUGUGAGGUACACCACUAUCCAAUCAAGUGGCACCUUGCAUUCCAAAGCCAGUGUUACUUCGCCAUCAUCAGCCACCACGUCCCUACCUUUACACUGGAAUGGGGACACGCCAUGCAUGCUAUACUCCUUCCAGCCCGUCCCAAUAAAAACAGCCCGAAGGUCAGCCAAUUUUGUACCCAGGUGAACAUCCCAGAAGCCAAUAUUUUAAAUUAUCUUACAUUCUGAGUACUGUGCCAAAUACCAAGAGAGAUGAAAGCACCUGUUAUGACACACACGGACACAAGACCAUAGAAAUAGGCUCUUGGGAUGAAAAGGGGGGCUUGUAAGAAAACUCCAUGAGCAUUAUAAAGGAUUACAUUCACCAAAUUGUGUUUAUACACAGUCUUUGUAUGAAGCCCAACGUGAUUGACAUUAGAAACUGAUUCUUUUCCAUUAGCACCUUUUCUGUGAGUCAGAGAUUUAAUUGAGGAAUCUUUUUCCCCCUCUCCAAGGAUAUGAGUCCGUCACUAAGUCUAAAACUGUGUCAUCUUCUUGUUUGUAAUGGUGGUAGAUGGUAGAGGAAUGGGACUACAUGUUAUUCUGAGGGCUUGCACCAAAUGCUUAGAACAUCAAGUGCCUAAAAUAUUGAAACCUGCCAGAAGUGCAUCCAGGGUAGAAGAAUUUUCUGAUUCCCGUUGACAUUUGGGUUUUUCAAUGCAUAGACUCUGAUUCUAACAAGUAAAAGAAAAAAGGUGAAUAACAUUGGCAUUUCUAAAAACACUUCUGGAAGAGAAUCUACUGUUGGAGCUUGGAUCUUUCUGUGCAUAGGUUUGGCAGGGUAUAAAUACUUAUUUUCUUUCAGUGGCCGUUUCCCAAAUUUUAUGAAGCCAGAGCAUCAUUGCUGGAGACAUACGCACUUUUUUCUCUGUUUUAAGAGAACCUUGGCCAAAUUCCUUAUUUGUGUAAAUUUUCUGAAUUCUUCAAUAUUUGUUCUGGUUGAAAAUUACCCUUUAGAAUUGAGUCUAGUAUUGUUUCCUUCUUCUUUUACAAUAGAAGAUGACAUGGUCUUAUUUAUGAAAAGCCAUAGUUGAAUCUGUAAUAUACAUUUUUAAUGUAUAGAUCAGAAAAACUCCUUAAAUCUUAGCCCAGCAUCUCUGGCUCUGUGCCGUUAUCACUGUGUGCAGAUAUAUUUAGCCUUAAAGGUACAGAUUUCUGUUGUUUUUUGGGAUUCCCUGCACACAGUGGAGGAUUGCAUAUUUCAGGGUACAUGUUAUUGAACUAGGUUGCUUACCCAUCAUAUGUUCAUUUAUUAGGAUGUUAAUAAAGAUCUGUGCAAGACUUGACCAUAAGCCAUCAUUAAAUAGAAGAUAGCAAAUAUUAUUCCUGCACUUUAUAAUUGGUGAAAACCAUAAAGCAGCCUCUCCUAUUUCCUGGUAAACACCUCAGGGAAAAGAAUCACUGUGUAAUAACUUUGGAGAAAGAUAUUGUGUGGGGGGAGAUAUUCCUAAUCCUUUAAUUGUGUAAAUACUGCAAGGCUUGCUCUUGUGCAUCUCCAAAAAUCUUGUGUGGAAUAUAAUUUUUUUUCAUGAUUGGUCUUGCCCUAAGAAGGAGUAGUUUAGCUAUACUCCUCCAACUCAAAUGCAUAGGAGAUUGUGAUUUUAAACUGAACACCUUUGGAUUCAUAACAAGCUGAUUUAGGCCUAAGGCACAACCUAAAAAGCCUCUGCACACGACAUAUAUUGUAAAAAGAUGUCAAUACAACAUUGUAGCAAAGUGAGCAUCUAGCUGCCAUUGGAGUCAUGUCUCUGAUAUCUAGUAAUAUCACUGAAAAAUGUCUGCUGCUAAGUAAAGGUCAUUAAAACAAUGGUUGACAAAGGCUUGUCCAUAGCAAGCUAGACAUUGUACCUUGGGGACUGUAGAAUUUCAAGCAUAUCUUUUAUGAUUUUUAUAAAAGAUGGAAUCUAAUGCAUUAAGCGGCCCUGCUUCCUGGACACCAGUCAUUUUAUGCCUUUGUAAUAUUUGAGUUGGGAAAAGAACAGUGUUGUUCUUGGGGGAAAAUAAUUCAAUUUUGAAUGUCUUGUGCCCUUUUUUGCAUGGCACUACAUUGGAAUAUUACCUGCCAAUAUCUUUUGUUGGGUCCAUUUCAUUCAUUGGAGGUGUAUUCUUUGUAAGUAAAAUAAAUUUAUCCAAGAAAGUAUAAUCCUAAACAACUUUGGAAAGAAUAGCAUGAUCUAGUGUGAGUGUGUGUGUGUGUCUUACAUCUGAAAUGGUUCUUUGGUGCCCAAAAUAUCCACUUUCAAUUCAGUGCAGCUAUAAGACACGUACAUAAAUGUGCCAUGCAGUCAUAUGCAUGUUUAUAGUUGGAAGUAUUUUCCACUGAAUUAGUUGGUGCUUCCUCCCAAGUAAGACUGCUUAGGAUUGCAGCCAAAGUUACUUAUGUUCCAUUCUAGUGAGUAUUUUCACCUUGCUAGUCUGUGGAUGCUUAAGAAGUAAAAAUGCCACUAGCUCUUGCAUCUCUGACAGGAACUGUAAAGAGGCAUUGUGCCAGUAUCUUGAAAAACUGACCAUCUGUAUCAUACUGAAAUGUUUGAGCAUUGUUUAAAAAUUAAUAUAGUAUGAGUGAUAAUUGAAGGACUGUUUACACAAAGUUCCUUGUAUCUUGAUGGAUGUGUGAUGUGGAAAAAGGAAAGCAAGAAAAUUAUUUUAUAAGUGAUUUGAUGUCUGUAUUGUUGCCCACCAAAGGCUGUUCCUCAGGGGUGUUGUAGCCAUUCUGGAAAUCUGGUAAAAGCGUAGGGAAGCAUGUCAGUCCUGUACAGUCUACAGAAGAAGGUUGUGUGCCUUAAGAAUGGGACCUGUUAUUUAUUAUUUUAAUUUAUACAGUGAUUACUAUGGAAACACCUCUUGUAUGUAAAUAUUUUGCAAUUGAUUGGUGUAAAUACAUCGUUCUUGUAUAUAAAGAAAAUCUGUUUCUGA